Phialemonium atrogriseum is the source of this 1366-nucleotide messenger RNA. Its product is annotated as methyltransferase domain-containing protein. The transcript is spliced from 2 exons. Bases 246 to 1334 code for a protein of 362 amino acids. Gene Ontology annotation, molecular function: methyltransferase activity. NCBI's taxonomy places the organism in Eukaryota, Fungi, Ascomycota, Sordariomycetes, Cephalothecales, Cephalothecaceae. The record is from RefSeq and is a predicted model, not a curated record.
UAGAAAUGGGAUGCAUGCAGUCCCGUAUGCAUAACAAUCACCAACUGAUAUUGAGAGCACGGGGACCCGAUUGGGUGUUGUGUGAGGGGUCUUUCCUUCUCUUCUCGACUUCAAAUGUGAGAAAUGAUAUGAUGCGUGAAGUUCCCUACUUGAACAGGGACAGACAUCCACCCACCUCUAUGUCCUCGCGAUGACUACCCUUAUUUCUUCGGCUAGGCCACCAAGUUCCAGAAGGUCAAGACAAAAUGGCUAGCAACAAGGAAGACUCUCCCGCGUCGCCGCGAGCUCCCGGUUCGGCGACACCAGCAGCGGUGACCUUACCCGGGCGCGCGACGUCCUCCCCACAGUCUCCAGCAAAGCCGACGGGGACGAUCGAGGCCAAAGACGACGACGAUGAUUCCGCCCUCGGACACCAAAGCCUCCUGUCCACGGAGUCAGUCGCACCAAGCAUCCUCUCGUACCGGAAGCUGCACGGGCGCACCUACGCCAACGUCAAGAACACGGAAUACUGGGGUCCCAACGACGCGCGCAUGAACGAGGGUCUAGACCUGAUCCACAACUCUCUGACGAUGCUCCUGCACGACAAGCUCUUCCUCGCGCCCAUCGACAAGGCCAACCCGGGCCGCGUGCUGGACGUGGGCACCGGCACCGGCAUCAGGGCCAUGGACUUUGCCGACGAGUUCCCGGCCGCCGACGUCGUCGGCACCGACCUCAGCCCCAUCCAGCCCACCUGGGUGCCGUCGAACCUGCAGUUUGUGAUUGAUGAUUGUUUGCUGGACUGGACGUGGCCAGAGAACCACUUCGAUUUCAUCCAUAUGCGCGGCCUGUACGGCUGCGUGCCUGACUGGACGGCUCUGCAUAGGAAGGUGCUCAAGCACCUCAAGCCCGGGGGCUGGUUUGAGCAGGUCGAGACGGGCUGUCAGGGCUACUCGGAUGUCGUGGAGCUGCCGGCGGACCACGUGUUUAACCGGUGGGCGCAGGCGUUCUAUGCCGGGGGGGAGAAGAUGGGGCGACCGUUUACGAUCUGUUGCGACGAUAAUAUCAAGAGGCACAUGGAGGAGGCGGGGUUUGCGGAUAUCACUCAGACUAGAUUUAAACUGCCGGUCAACAUGUGGGCUAAGGAGGAGAGACUGAAGCAGGCUGGCGGAUUCGCACAGCUUGCGCUGGAGCAGGAUAUGGAGGGCUUAGCUAUGUACUUGCUGACGCAGGUGCUGGACUGGACGCCGGAGGUGCUUGUGCUGGCCGGGAAUAUGCGGAAGGAAAUCAGGAGGAAGUCGAUCCAGCCGUAUACCAUCGUGACGGUCGUAAAUGGACGGAAGCCCCUAGAGGCUUGAGAGAUGGCGUUUUACAUUUGGGUUUAUAUCGU